Closterium sp. NIES-65 is the source of this 501-nucleotide messenger RNA. The record is from the annotation of a GenBank genome assembly. NCBI's taxonomy places the organism in Eukaryota, Viridiplantae, Streptophyta, Zygnematophyceae, Desmidiales, Closteriaceae.
AUGCUCGCCAAGUACCGACUAGAGUCGUGCGCGCGCACCUCUGCAGACCAGGCCUGUCGUGUCAAGGGCGCGACGCUCCCACCCACCGCACCUCCUUCUGCGCGCUUCUCCCCUCCGCGCUCCGCGCUCACGCCGCAACUUUAUCGAUCGACCAUCGUCGCUCGUUUUCGCGCCCGCCCGUCGCCGCCCAGCAAGCUUUUUGGAGGCACGUGCGCAAGCAUGCAGCCCGAAACGCCGCCGCAUCCCUCUGCGCACGGAGAUGGGGAGGGGGGGCCGGAUGGGGAUGGCGGCGCAGCGGCGGCGGCGAUGUGGGCCGCGGAGGUGGCGGGCGCGCUGGAGACGGUGCAGCUGGGCCUGGCGGAGAUGGCCGACGCGCUGCGCCGCUUGGCAGGUGAGGCGGGCGGACCGGGCAGGCGGGAGGGCGGGGGAGGCGGGCGGGCGAGGCGAAAAUGCGAGGCAGAGGGAGGGAAGCACGUGGGAGGAAAUGUGGGAGAGAGAUAG